Messenger RNA from Trifolium pratense (red clover), 641 nucleotides. RefSeq names its product putative ripening-related protein 1. The record is from RefSeq and is a predicted model, not a curated record. NCBI's taxonomy places the organism in Eukaryota, Viridiplantae, Streptophyta, Magnoliopsida, Fabales, Fabaceae. Bases 22 to 588 code for a protein of 188 amino acids. The transcript has a single exon.
UACAUAACUUGCAUUGACAAAAUGAAGAGCUUUUGCCCCAAUGUUUCUUUUCUUUUAUUGUUUACUCUUGUUUUAACAAGUUUUGUGUAUUCCGAAGCUCAAAAAUGUCGUCCAAAUGGUAGAAUUAGGGGAAAGAAAGCUCCACCGGGACAAUGCAAUAAGGAAAAUGACUCUGAUUGUUGCGUUCAAGGAAAAUUAUACACAACUUAUGAAUGUUCACCAUCAGUGUCUACUAACACUAAAGCAUAUCUCACAAUUAAUAGUUUCGAGAAAGGUGGAGAUGGAGGUGGCCCUUCAGAAUGCGAUAAUCAAUAUCAUUCCGACGAUACUCCAGUAGUUGCACUUUCCACUGGAUGGUUCAACCACAGGAGUAGGUGUCUUAACAACAUUAAAAUCAGUGCGAAUGGGAAAAGUGUGGUGGCUAAGGUUGUUGAUGAGUGUGAUUCCACAAAGGGGUGUGAUGAAGAUCAUGAUUAUCAACCUCCUUGUCCUAACAACAUUGUUGAUGCUUCCAAGGCUGUGUGGAAAGCUUUAGGUGUUCCUGAAAAUCAAUGGGGUGGCCUUGACAUUACAUGGUCAGAUGUUUGAUUGUAAUAGAUGAAAUGCAUGUUUGUGUUUUUGUGUUGUAAAAAUUAUGUGGU